Molecule: messenger RNA, 1230 nt
Organism: Rotaria sp. Silwood1
Lineage: Eukaryota; Metazoa; Rotifera; Eurotatoria; Philodinida; Philodinidae
Source: the annotation of a GenBank genome assembly
AUGAUUUCAUCAAGAAUUCCAUUACAUCGUGUUAAAGGUACACAUUAUGAUUGUGGAUAUGCUUUAGGAAAGUUAUCACAUGAAGCAAUUCGUCAACGUAUUGCUGAUGAUCAUACAUUAUUAGCAUUAUUUGCUUUUGCACAAACUGAUUAUGGUCAAAAAUUACAUCAAAAUUUCAUUGAAAGAAUAUGUUCAUUAUGUCCAUGGUAUUGGGAUGAAAUUCGUGGUUUAGCUGAUGGUUCUGAAAUAUCUUUUGAACAAAUACUUGUUCUAAAUUUUUUAAAUGAAACUCGAACAGCUCAUCGUUUAUUUGAAGAAAAAAAAAAAUUUAUAGAAAAAAAUCAACAAUUACAAAAUGAAACCGGUGAAAAAGGUUGUACAACUGUAUUAAUUAAUAGAAAGGAUACAAAUACAUUAUCAUUAUUACAUAAUGAAGAUCAUGCACCAGCAUUAUAUAUGACAAGUUAUCUUGUUGAAGCUGAUAUUCAAUCAAGUAAAUAUGAUAAUGGUAAACGUGAAAGUCCACAUGAAAAAUUUAUAGCUCAUUGUUAUGCUGGUUCUAUUCCAGGAAAUGCAUUUGGCGUAAAUAAACAUGGUUUUGCAUAUUCAUUAAAUGGUCUUUAUCCAAAUUUUAUUGGAGAAGGUCGUUUACCACGACAAAUAGUUAAUAGAGCAUUACUUUCAAUUCAAAAUGAAGAUGAAUUAGAUAAAUUACUUUAUUCAUUACCUGUAGCAUAUGGUUUUUGUGUUAAUGGAGGUUUUAUUCAUCAAUCAAAUUAUUUAGUUAAUUAUGAAAUUGGUCCUAAUAUAAAUAUUGAUAAUGAAAAUUAUAUUAGUAAAUGUCUUAUAAUAAAUAAUAAAGAAAAUCUUAAAAAUACAAAUACAUAUAUAACAGUAUUAAAUUAUCUUCUUCAUUAUAAUCAUUAUGAACGUUUAGAUAAUGUUAUACCUCAACAAAAAGCACUUGAAUCAUCAUAUACUCGUGGAAAACGUGGUAAAGAACUUGGUGAAAUGUUUACUAUUAAUGAUGCUAUACGUUUAUUAGGUGAUGAUGAAAAUGAAAAAUUUCCUAUAUUUCGUCUACAAAGUGAAGAAACAGAUACGACUGCUGUAACACUUUGUACGAUACAUAUUAAUUUUCUAACAUUAGAACUUACUCUUUAUGAAAAUAAUCCAAAGAAAGAUAAUCAACCAACAUUGAUUUAUAAUUUAACUCAAAUAUUGGCUUAA